Eruca vesicaria subsp. sativa (arugula) is the source of this 246-nucleotide messenger RNA. The record is from the annotation of a GenBank genome assembly. Lineage: Eukaryota; Viridiplantae; Streptophyta; Magnoliopsida; Brassicales; Brassicaceae.
AUGUCUUCGCCGCUCAAGCGGAGCGCUUCUUCUCCAAGCUCAUCGAGAAAGAGGGGUGAUAGAGUACAAGAAGAACGAAGGACAAAGAAGGAAGAAAGCAGAAAUUAUGGGUUACUUGAUGAGACAACUGACUUAAGGUACCCUCAGUAUAUGGGAGCAAGAAUCCUCAAUGAAUUCAUCAAGACUGAUGCAUAUAGAAUGGAAGUUAUACAAAUGCCUCCUAUGGCUGUCACAAGUUCUUCCUGA